GGGCGGGGCCUGAGUGACGUCGGUACCGUCGCGCGUGACACGUGGACGACAAGAUGGCGGCGAGGAGGGCAAUGUCAAUCUGGCCAUUGGUGCUUCUCUUAGAACUGCACACUUCAUCUACGUUUUAUGUACCGGGUGUUGCACCAAUUGACUUUCAUCAAAAUCAUCCUGUGGAAAUUAAGGCUGUGAAGCUGACGAGCUCCCGGACGCAGCUCCCAUACGAAUAUUAUUCCCUUCCCUUCUGUCGGCCGGACAAAAUUGAAUACAAAGCAGAAAAUCUUGGUGAGGUGUUGAGGGGUGAUCGGAUUGUGAACACGCCCUAUGACAUGCACAUGAACGUUGAAAAGAAAUGUGAAGUGCUCUGUGGCAAGCCAAACAAACCUGUCAAGUUCAAAAUAGCUGACAGUAAACUGGUCGUAGAAAGGAUUCAGGAAGAAUAUUAUAUUCACUUGAUUGCAGAUAACUUGCCUGUUGCAACGCGAUUAGAAUUUUACCCAAAUUCUGAAGACAAUGACAAAAAGAAAGAAAAGGAAGUGCAGUUUGAACAUGGUUACAGGCUGGGAUUCAUUGACAACAAUAAGUUCUACCUCCACAACCAUCUCUCUUUCAUUGUCUAUUAUCACAAAGAAGAAAUAGAAAUAGACCAGGAACCGACCUAUAGAGUUGUUCGCUUUGAGGUCGUACCACAAAGUGUUAAAUAUGAAGAUCUAAAAAUGGAUGAAAAGGGAAAUUGUAUCCUGCCUGAGGCAGCCGGCUCACUUCCCCAAGAAAUUGACCCCAACAAAGAAAAUGAUGUGCUGUUUACUUACUCUGUCCAUUGGGAGGGUAGUCCUAUUAAAUGGGCAUCUCGCUGGGACACUUACUUAACCAUGAGUGACGUGCAGAUACACUGGUUCUCCAUUGUCAAUUCCGUUGUUGUUGUUUUCUUCCUCUCUGGAAUCCUUAGCAUGAUCAUCAUUCGAACCCUCAGGAAGGACAUCGCGAACUAUAACAGAGAAGAUGACAUUGAAGACACAAUGGAGGAAUCAGGUUGGAAGCUGGUCCAUGGAGAUGUCUUCAGGCCACCACACUACCCUAUGAUUCUCAGCUCCCUCCUUGGCUCCGGUAUCCAGUUGUUCUGCAUGAUACUAAUCGUAAUCAUUGUUGCCAUGCUGGGAAUGCUGUCUCCGUCCAGCAGAGGGGCCCUGAUGACCACUGCUUGCUUUCUCUUCAUGUUCAUGGGGUUAUUUGGCGGUUAUUUUGCUGGCCGUCUCUAUCGCACUCUGAAAGGCCAUCGGUGGAGGAAAGGUGCUUUCUGCACUGCUACUCUCUAUCCUGGCAUUGUGUUUGGACUUUGUUUUGUCCUCAAUUGUUUUAUUUGGGGGAAACAUUCAUCAGGAGCUGUUCCCUUCCCUACAAUGUUGGCUCUUCUCUGCAUGUGGUUCGGCAUCUCCCUCCCCCUGGUCUACCUUGGCUAUUACUUUGGUUUUCGAAAGCAACCUUAUGACAACCCCGUGCGCACCAAUCAAAUACCACGGCAGGUUCCCGAGCAGCGAUGGUACAUGAACAGAUUUGUUGGAAUUCUUAUGGCCGGUAUCCUUCCGUUUGGUGCCAUGUUUAUCGAAUUGUUCUUCAUUUUUAGCGCAAUUUGGGAGAACCAAUUCUAUUACCUCUUUGGAUUCUUAUUUUUGGUAUUUAUUAUCUUGGUGGUAUCAUGCUCUCAGAUCAGCAUUGUCAUGGUUUACUUCCAGCUCUGUGCAGAGGACUACAGAUGGUGGUGGAGAACGUUCAUGGUGUCUGGGGGUUCUGCGUUCUACGUGCUUAUUUACGCCAUAUUUUAUUUUGUUAAUAAGUUGGAUAUUGUCGAGUUCAUCCCAUCGUUGCUCUAUUUUGGCUACACGACCCUGAUGGUGCUGUCCUUUUGGCUGCUGACUGGAACGAUCGGAUUUUACGCCGCAUACAUGUUCAUCCGGAAAAUCUAUGCGGCUGUGAAAAUAGACUGAGGGGCCAAGCCCGACGAGGCGUUUGUUUACGGUGGGCCUUCCAACUAUAAAUGUUUAUGAACGUGUUGACGAGCAUCUCUUGAUUCUGAAGAUUAUUAUUUUGAAAAAUUCCUUGGGUAAAAUUGCACGAUGUUCACUUUUGGUGUGAGUGGGCAAUGAUGUGUUUAUAAGAGGUGGAUUUUAUAUUUCAGUUAGAUUUGGAAAACAUGCCCUUUUUGGAGAGCAACAGACAUAGAAUGCUGCAUACAUGUCUUUUUUCUUUGAGGAAAUAGUUAUCCCAGCUUUGUUCCCAUUUUAUUGUGAUUAUUCCACAUAAAGAACAGUUAGAUUUCAUAUCACGUUGAUUAUUAAGUGCCAGGCACUUUAAAAAUCCAUGACUGGAAAUAUUUGUUUGCUUCUUAAGCAGCCAUGUUCAUGUGUUUUACAGUUAAGUAGGAGAAUGAAGGUUGUGUACAGAUAGAGAGAGGUACCUUGUAACCAGAGGUCCUAGUUUAUCAAUUGCCAUUUUUGUCCGAUAAGAAUAAAUCCAUCACUUGUACUUUGAAUGCAGCUCUAUUAAUGUGAAGAUUUCUUUUUGUAUAAGAAUACAUGCAACUCAAAGUGCCAGGGUGACCUAGUUUACUCAAAUAUUUUAUCAUUCAAAAGACAAUGUCCAUUCUGUUUGAUUGCUUUAGUGAGGAAGGCCAGGCUGUUGGGAGUGUCCUGGGAUGAAAUGCUUAUGGAUUUCCCACUCGCUCACAAUAUUUGAACAAGCACUUAAAGAGCACCGUGUGUGUGAGCAUGGAUCACCAGAGUUGCAUUUGAGCCAGUGGACGAAACACCAAAAAAAAAAACUUUGUUCAGAUGUAGAUCAUUUCCCUCUCCCCCAGUGCUUGGAACAAACAGAAGCCUUUUAAAUUACUAGGGGUGCAUUUUAAAAAUGGCUGCAGGUUUGGUGGUUCUAGAAGUGGUUUUAAAAUCACUAGUGACUAGUGUUUUGGUUUGCACCUUAGACUGUAGGUGUGAAUAUGUAUACAGGCAUAUUUGAGAAAUUCUGUAGAACUAGUAAAGGCUUCACCAUUUUAAAAUUAUUUUAUCUUGGUCUCCGUGGAAUAUUGAUAAUUUGAAGCCUGCAAAAUAGCAUUCUGAAAACAAAUCUUGCACUUUCCCCUUAAUGUAGUGCAUGUGUGACGAAGCAAGGAGUCUACUCCAUGGCACUGAUUGGCUUUUUACAUUUUUUUCUCCCCCCCCCCCCCCCCCCCAGGUCCCUUUCAUCGCCAGUGAAUUUACAACAUGUAGAAAGAUAGACGUGUUGCAUUAUUGCAUUUGAACAACACGUGAUUGAAAUAGAUAAGAAAAUGAAAACAGUGAGAGAAGUUUGUUGUGGCGUCCACAGUCCGUUGUUGGGGUGUUGCUAAACACUGCACUGACUUCAUCCAGGGCACACACACACCACCAACCUUUUUUUGGGGCUGUUUGACAAUUAAUCAAUAGAUCUGCUUUAUCUGUACAUUUUUCCUCAAUUAGUGGUGAAAUAGCCCGGAAAAAGGGGUUACGAAGUUUACAGUGAUUUGAAUUUUAUACAUUUCUAAAUAUUUAAAUGCUGCAUUCGAUUAUUUUUCUUCAGCGGUUCCAUGGGAUUCAUUUGAUUUGUGACUUUCUUGCAAUGGUGUAAAUAAAACAAUUUUGUACUUUUGCUUUCUGGUCAUGGGCACUGUAAGUAUUAUGUAAUUGUUCCCAAAGGCAUGUUAUUCUUCAUAUAAUAAGCAGUAUAAAAAUAUGUACAUUUUCCUUUACAUUAGCUGCAGUGGUGAUUUGUGCUUUUUCCAUAAUGCUUCAGAUCUUGAAUCUGUAGGAAAUUGUGCUGCAUGAAUUGCUUUAGUAAAUCGGGGACAUAGACUCAUGCUCAGCAUACCCAUUUUUCUGAGUGGGAGUUUAGUAUGAUCCAGCGGGUUCAGCGACUUAGCGGGUUCCCACUUACACAAAUCCCAACUGAAAUAUAAUAUACUGCGUUUAAGUCUUGAAAAUUGCAGACUCACUACCCAAUCAAUUUUAAAUAGGUGGUUGUAAAAUAUCUCAAUCUUUUCACCUCGUCGGAGGGACAGUGUCCACUUGUUGCCAGUUCAUCAAAUGUUGCAGACUCUGAUAGACCACACGUCCAUCUUCCACCGUUAACUCUGAACACCCCAACGUUUUGAAAGCUGGGCAGGUCUCAAGUUUACGCCUUUCAUUCCUUUGUAUUAUUGCAUCGUGAUAAGAGCUCGAUCUCCAGCCUCCUUCCCUCAAACACAACACGUCACCCCCUGCAACACAUUUUUACUAGUCUUCCAGUCAUUUGAGUAAGUAUAUGUACAGCUGGCUCUGUAGAUCUGCAGCUUCAGAAGAGUUGGGAAAUUUCUCUGGCUGUAGAGACGUAAAGAGAAACCAGAGAGUAGAAAUUGGAGCCUGAAGGGUAGAAGAUACUUGCAUAUUCUAUUCUCGGCACAUUUAUGCUUUCUAUGUACACGGGCCUGCAUCUAAUGCCAUUCAAACUCAGUCAUCUGUACAGAUGUUCAUUUAACUUGAGCAGUUUAUGUACAUUGUAGAAGCUAUUCUGCCUUUAGCUCACAGAAAAUCUCAACUUAAGAAUAGAGCACUCUGUGGACAGAAAAAAAAAAUCCUUUGCAAUUGGAAGGCUGGCACUGCCUUAACUGGAAAGAAGACAGUAUACAUCAGAAAUAUAGUAGUUCUGCUACAGCAGAUUAUUAUUAUGGAAACAAGAUGAUUGAUGAGCUGGGUGGCUGGGUGGGACAAAUUGGUGAUUAAAGAAAAUUUCAAUUGGGAACUAUAGAACCACUUAAAAUUUGCUUCGGAAAUUGGCACGGGGUGGAAAAACAGCCGUCUUGUGGGGGGAAAAGUCUAGGUAGAGAAAAAAACAACUAAAGAUAGACACAAAAUGCUGGAGUAACUCAGCGGGACAGGCAGCAUCUCUGGAGAGAAGGAAUGGGUGACGUUUCAUGUCAAGACCCAUCCUCAAUAACAACUAUUUUCAUAUAAUCUUCCUGCAGUAAUCAGACACCAUUGUCUGUCAAGAAGACUGCUGGUUUCACCACAGAUGUCCAUUGCUAUCGACACUUGGGCAGUGAUACUCCAUUAAACUAUGUAACAUACAGCCUUCAGUAUUUUUAGCUUACAACAACAAAAUUAAACUUAUAGCUAUUGUUUUUGUAAAUCCUGUGGGGAAAUAACUUUGCUAUUGCGAGUCUGAUGCCAUCGAGCUCUAAACCCCCCUCUUCCCCAUUCACACUAUAGUUUUCACAACCCUAUUUUCUACAAUGGGGUUGUUGUAGUGCCGCAACUAUCACGUUAUAACAGACUACCUGUCCUGUAAAGUCUGAACUUGUCCCAUGUGCAGGGAGGAAAAUCACUAAUAUGCAUUUUAUCAAUGUAAAUACACAUUUUAAAGAUAAAAAAUUGACCAGUACUUACUUGAGCCAAAAGUCUGUGUUGUAAAAUGUUCAUUUAAUUUAAGGAAGAGGCAAGAUGUAUGUACUGAUUCUCUGUAAAGGCACCUCGUGUCUUACACAGGGGUUACGUUCUUGAAAAACAGCGCUCAUCUCAAGAAGCGUAAAUUAAAGGUAUACACGGCCGCAAAUCUGAAUGUGUUAUUUAAAAAAUACGAGCCCGAAAAUCAGUCAUUGCCAUUCAUCCCACAAGCACAUUAUUCCAAAUAACACAAAUCAAACAUGCAUAAAGUGCAAGGUGCCUGCACUUGUGUUCAAAGUAGGAAACAUUUAGUUAAUUUCUCCAACUUGCAUCUUAAAGCCAUCGUUUAAUAUUUUGUUGAGCAACUUAAACUGGAUUUUAAUGCGUUGGCAACCACCCCACCUAAGACAAUAGGCCUGCAAUCUUGUUUUGUUUCUCAUACCCGACCGAGUAUGAUGCAAGUACAAAUCUUCCACUCGAGAUUCAGCGCACAAAUUUAUGGUCAAGGCGUGCCGGAAGAAUAGUGGGUCCCACGGCAGCUUUUUGCAAUCCCUGCAUGAAAGUAAAAAGCUGCCAGAAGCCGUAAGACCCAAGACUCAUUCCCUCCUUUUGUUUAAGGGGGCUGUUAGUGCAAACUUAAAUGAUUGGCAACUCUGAAAGCUGUUACACCAUCAUCAGGCCAAUCUACAAAAACACCUGAACUCUGGCCACCCUACACUCACAGUUGAACGCUAGUUUAGCUCAUUGAUUCACAAGGCGGAUUGCCUUUAAUUAUGUUGACGUUCUGGUUAAACGUAUAUCAGGAAUGCCUUAAAGAAAACACCUAGUGCAGACUUGUGCCAAUUUCUCCAAAAUCAAAGGUGCCCGUAAAGAAAGUUUAAGCCAGACUAGGUUAGUGGAUUGUGUGGAAAGUGGAAUAAAAACACAUGCGCCCUGUUCUUACUCUUAUUACGAUCCAUAGACAAUGACCUUACCUUGUGUAGCUAGGAGGAUCUUAACAGCUGACGGUGGAAAGACUGACAAAACACAUAAACUUGGCGGUGAAGUUAAGAGUUUGAUACAUACACCAUAACAGCUUCCAAUAGCACCUGAAUGCCAACUGAAUAUAAAAUCAAAAGCAAAGAGGUCUUAUGCUAAGCUCAUGCAUCCCUCAAUCAUGUCUGUCUUCUGAAAGAAUUGGAACAAAUGUAAAUAAUGAACAGUUAGCAGUUCAAGCUCCUUUGUUUAAUUGUUCAAAAGUAACAUGGAAGCAAUGUAUAAUGUACAAUACGUAAAAUAUGUUUGCUGUCGUACUUCUUUGGGUCUACCAAUAAAUGUCCAUCAAAUUCAGCUGCAGCAACCUGAAAACGGUCCUGUAAAAAUGUGAUGAUGUUGCUAUUAACCUGAAUUACAUUUGUACAAAUACCAGUCGUAUGUAAAUAAAAUGCUAUAUAAAAAUAA
Molecule: messenger RNA, 6866 nt
Organism: Amblyraja radiata (thorny skate)
Lineage: Eukaryota; Metazoa; Chordata; Chondrichthyes; Rajiformes; Rajidae
Gene: tm9sf4
Product: transmembrane 9 superfamily protein member 4
Exons: 18
Coding region: 54-1982 (642 amino acids)
Biological process (GO): protein localization to membrane
Cellular component (GO): membrane
Source: RefSeq, a predicted model, not a curated record